Messenger RNA from Dothidotthia symphoricarpi CBS 119687, 1566 nucleotides. RefSeq lists its product as uncharacterized. The transcript has 2 exons. The record is from RefSeq and is a predicted model, not a curated record. The coding region runs from base 1 to 1566 and encodes 521 amino acids. NCBI's taxonomy places the organism in Eukaryota, Fungi, Ascomycota, Dothideomycetes, Pleosporales, Dothidotthiaceae.
AUGGCCCACCCACGCAGUCUGUUCGCGUGCAUACUCAAUAUCGGACGAUGUUGCCAGUGUGGAAGAUGUUGCGUUCCCGUCACAAACUUGCGACACGCUCUGCGCGAUGUUGCGGUGCGAUUCAUGCGCUGCGAAGAUGUUGGGAAGGCUGGAAGCUAUUCAUCGCGUCGACUGCUGAAGCCUCGUUGUAGGAACGCCGACACCCGCGUGAUGCGACACUACAGACAUGCUACGACUUGUCUUUUCGCAGUCAGGCGUGCCGCUCACCCACCGACCGUCUCUGUUCCGUCCGGCGCGAACCGACUCUGCACCGUUGCGCUAGCGCGACUGGCUGCCCGCCAAGCUUGUUUGUGUCGCGCUCAGAGAGCGAGUCCAGCUCCAGGCGCCAGCCCGCACAACAACGCCACGACCGCUCCGCCGUACCGAACAAGUCGUUGUCACCGCUAUGCGCUUUCCACACCCGCCGUCUCCGCAGUCUUGACAAGCCCCGCGCUCGAUACGAUCCGCUCUCACCCCACCUCGUAUGCUUCGCUGUCUGCAACACACCCCGCUGACGGCUCUCUCGCGACAGCUCUUUCGCCCGCGGUCACGCACACACGCAGUCACGCACACACGCACACGCACACGCACAAGAUGACAUCCCGCUCGACGCGCAAGCCCGCAACGCCUAUAAACUACAAUGACGACCGAGAGAUGCCCGUGGAUAAUGUUCUCGAAGAGGCAGCCACUCGCCGGCUGGGGCUGUGGCGUGUGGUGAAAAUCCUCCUCGAGCGCGAUUGCCCCGGUGCGAAGAAAGAAUACAUUGUCCAAUUCAAGGACAUUGACUCAUCGACGGGAGAGCUGUACAAGCCGGAACGGGUAUCAAGCGUUGGGGAUGAUCUUUUAGAUGCCUGGCGUGGCGGAGAGGGCCAGCGCGUGGUAGGAACCGACAUGUCCAAGGGCGAGAUUCUGCACAAGCGUCAGAAGCGGUCAUCGUCGGAUGCGGGAGUCACCGAGACCCCAAGGCGCUCCACACGCAGACACCAGAAGAUGGAGCAGAGCCCCGCCGACGUUCCUUGUGCGGUUGUGCCUACAAUCGACAUAACCACUUCCAUAACCUCUGGCGCAUUCAGGCUGCAGAUGCAACAACACUUCGCUCCGGCAUUCCACACUCCCGCCAACACCGCCGGCAAAGUAGAGGUGGCUGUCCAACUCCCCGCGCAUGUCGUGUUUGUGUCAUCUUCUCCAUUAGGCCAGCUCCGCCAGCUCGCGCACAAUCAUAUUGAUAACCACUUCUCCGCUCCACACAACCUUGGCGCGAAGUUGCGGAACGCGAUGGAGCUCAAGGGCGACCUGAUCAAAGUCGUCCGAAUGACCGCGACUGCUCCGGCCAUUAUUGCGGCGUAUACGGAGGCGGCGAAACUCGUUCCAGGUGUUGACGAUAUAGUUGACACCAUCGAGAUCGAGCAUGGCAUCACUACCACCAGCCGCUUCCUUGCUGUGGGCGAGGACGUCGAUGCCUUCAUUGAAAAUGACUCAGCUCCAGGCAUCUCCAUUGCCGGGGCCUUUUCGUCGCCUGAGCCAUGA